Molecule: messenger RNA, 2565 nt
Organism: Rotaria socialis
Lineage: Eukaryota; Metazoa; Rotifera; Eurotatoria; Philodinida; Philodinidae
Source: the annotation of a GenBank genome assembly
AUGGUGGUCGAUAUUGCCCCACAGCAACAGCUGACUGAGGUUUUCACCACUAAUCAUUGCCAUCAUCGGUCAUCAUCAUCAUCAUCAUCGUCAUCGUCAUCGUCAUCGUCAACACAUAGACGAAGUUCAACAACGACAAAUAAUGCAUCUUCAUCGGCAUCAAAUAAUAAUACAAUGGCGAAUGGACAUCGAUUAUUGUCUGAUGAACUUGGCAAAAAAGCUGAACAAAUUCUUGGACAUGCAACAACUAUUUUAGAGUGUCGUAGACAAAUUAGUAUAGAUUUUCAUGCCCAACAUCCUCCUCGACUGAAUAUUACUACAUCUAAACCCAAUAUACCACCACGUAAUAAUAUAUCAAGUAUGAUUUCUUCAACUACUGUAAAUAAUCCAUUGACAAUUACACCUUCGAUGUUGACUAAUACGGUUAUUUCUGAUAGUUCAAGUGGAAAAAGUAAAAGUUCGGUUAUUGUUGAACGCCUUGUUCCACUGGUUUUAGAACUAGUCUCAACACCUAAGUUUAAGACGUUACCUGAAAGAAUAUCUAGGCGUCAAUCAAAUUCAAAACCUUUAAAAAAUGUUAUGGAAAGUCGUGAAAUGGCUCUUGCUUUACAUCGAGAAAGUAUUCUAAAACUCAGUGAUGAUGAGAAUGAAGAAGACGAUGAUGAUACUCUCAAUAAUACAAAUACAGUAUUGACUGAAAUAAUUGACAUUAAAAUGGAUAACAACAGCAUAAAUCAAAAUAAUAGUAAUGAUAAUCAUCUUCCUCAUUCAUAUGAGAAUCAAAUUGAACCCCAACAUUCCGGUAUAAGUAGUAGUCCGUGUCAAGAAGAUGGAGACAGUGAAGAUGAAGACAGUGAUAAUCAAGAGGCUGCCCACAGUGAUGCCGAGAAUGAUGAAGGAACAAAUGAAACGAAUCCAGAUACAUUAUCAUUAAUGGAUUUUGUACGUGGAAAAGAAACACUUUCUGAACCUGUUAAUGCUUCAUUAAAUCAUUCACCAGAACCGUUAUUAAAUAUAAAUAAACGAAGCAUACUACCUGAAAUACAAUGUGAAAGUGAUAAUUAUGUACAUAAUUCUGAAAAUCAUCAAAAUAAACGUAAAAAAAUACUUAUCAAACGAGCAUUAUUAAAAUCAUUUAUAUCAUCUGUAAAUACUAAAAUUAAUUUAAAACGGCCUUCACUCUCAAUAGCUAUUCCGACACAUCUAUUUUUGGAUCAAUCACUAUCUGAUUUCAUUAAACAAGAUGACCAACUUGUCGAAAGAUCACAACGAAUAUCAAAAAGAUAUUCUGACGGUUUACUCAAACAUGAUACAAAUGUAGAAGUAACCGAUGGUUUAUCUCAGCCUUCAAGCUCUUCAUUGAACAAUCAAACAACAUCAAAUGGUACACAUCUAAAAAAGUCUAAAACUAGUCAUGUGCAAGAAAAAUCUUUGUACAAACAAGAUCCAACAACGACUCCUUCAACAGCAACAACUAUAGAAAAGAAUGAGACAACCUUAAUUUGCAAUACGACUUCAACAAAUGAUUUAGAUAAUAAAGCCCGUCCUGCAUCAAUAUCGACAGCAAAUACCACGAGUGUCACUCCAAUUACAACAGUGCAACCUAAAAAAGAAAAACCAACCGCUAAUGUUCGACCACUUCAACAAUCAGCAUCAAUUGAUAAUUUAUCUUCGACUAAUGCAAUAAAUAAUAGUCUAAAUAUACCUGAAGGUUUAGCGACAACAAAUACACGAACAAUGCUUCCAUCGACCAAAGCAAAUUAUAAUAAAUUAAAAAACAUGUCAAAAGUGGAUUUAGCGUCAUUAGCACGGAAGAAAAAGAAACAAGCUGAUCAUGGUAAACGUUCAACAUUCGAAGAAGCACGAGAAGCUAUGGGCCUCUAUCUUGAAUCGGUUUGUUAUUUUAUUAUAUGUGCUAAUGAUGAACCGAAACAAGAUCAACGUAGUGCAUUAUUAACAACAACAUUGACCAUGUUACAACAACUUGCACAAAAUCAUAAAAAAAUGUUUUUUUUAGCAAAUUCAAAUCAAUCGCGUGAUUUAUACAGUCUUCAACAUAAAUUUCUUUUAAUCAACUAUUGGCUUCAAUCGUAUAUUUAUCAUUUACAUUUUAAUACCAAUAUGCCAACAAUUGAACGCUAUGCUAAUCAAGUAACUGAGUAUUUUAAUCAAUUAAAGAAUCCUUCAUCGGCUGCAUCCUUAACAAGAACAACAAAUAUGAAUAUACAGCUACAAUCAACACUUAUGAAUGAUAAUAAUCCAAUAUCACCAUUAUCAACAACAUCACAAACAAGUUCAUCAGAUAUAAGUACAACAAGUGGAAACAAUCAAAAUGAACAACAUCGCUAUAUGUUUGAUUUCUCAAAAUCUAUGUUAAAUUCUUAUUAUUCAACAUAUUAUUGGAAUAAAGCAGAAAUUUUAAUGCGUGAAAAGCCACUCAAAGAAUUUAUUGAACAGUUGUUGAAACAAAAUCAAAAUCGACAUCUAACACGUGAUGAUACAACAUUAAACUUUAUACUGUAUAUUUUUGAUGCCAUCGAGUUGUUACGUUUAAGUGUUGCCUGA